CGCAUGAUCAUCAGCUGAGAGCCGUAGACGUGUUAGACGUGGCUUUGCGACGUUGUUCGCAGCCUUUGGAGUAGUUCUUCACUCGUAGAACAGCUGGAGAGCACCGCUAUUGCCAGCGAGCCCGGCAACCCACCGCAAGCAAAACGCUGUCAGCAUCACCAUGGCUCGAGUCCUGCUGCUCGCAGCCGGCGUCAACGCCCUCGUGGCCCCACCAACGCAACAAAGGCCACGAUCAGCCCUGCGCGCCGCCGUCUCGAAGGCCGACGUCAUGAAGUGCCUCGGCCGCGAGUACCGGAGCUUCUUCGCGCCUCUAGAGGACGAGUACUACUCGUCCAGCGUGACCUUCGACGACCCCCUGAACAGCCUGAGCGGCCUCAAGGCCUACCGGAACAACGUGGACAUGCUCGCGGGCCGCACGUUGUUUGGAGGUCUUUUAUUUAGCGACGCGGCGAUCAACCUGCACGACGUCCGCGAGUUGGACGACGGCCGAUUACAAACGAGAUGGACGCUGCGCGUGUGCUUCUCCGCGCUGCCGUGGGCCCCUACCGCUAGGUUUACAGGCAUUUCGGUAUAUGACCUCGAUGCGGAGAAUAAAAUUAAGGGCCAGACGGACUACUGGGACUCUAUUGAUCUGAAACAGGGGUCCUACAGCCGCUCGUCGAAACCCGACGCCGUCCAGGACUUCGCAAAUCAGCUCUUCGGGGGCGACAAAACGUCCGAUGGCGAGCUGCCCUACGAGCUCUUGAGAAGAGCGGACUAUUCUGUGAGAAGGUACCCCGCCGUGUCGGUGGCCGAGGUGGCCUACGACGUGCGGCCCGAGGGCUACGACAUGCUCGGGUCGUAUACCGGUGGGUUUAACGAAAACGACGCGAAGAUGACGCCCUUCCUGCCGUCGAUCAUCACGGUGCCGCGGUCCGGCGGCGGCGCGAAGACGAUGACCUGGCCCGUGAGCCUGGCGGAAGACGACCUGCCCGGGAGCCGCGUCGUCAAGACGCGGCGCGCGCGCGAGCUGACGGUCGCGUGCCUCGUCUUCCCCCAGGCCGCGACGGAGGACGCGGUGCAGUACUGGGCACGCGAAUUGGAAAAAAAGCUCGCGGCGGACGGCCUCUCGGGCGCCCCCGGCCACGAGACCAACUACGUCGUCGCGCAGUACGACGCGAUCUUCAGCGUCGGGGACCGGCGCAACGAGGUCUGGAUACCGCUCGCGCCGGGCCACCCCUGGGAUAAUUAAUCUUGAGC
Molecule: messenger RNA, 1239 nt
Organism: Pelagomonas calceolata
Lineage: Eukaryota; Pelagophyceae; Pelagomonadales; Pelagomonadaceae
Source: the annotation of a GenBank genome assembly